AUGGCGAAUCCCUGUGGUGAAUUCCGGAAGGAUAUGCAGAAAUGUGUCGCGCCAACAGGACCACAGGGAACAACCUUGCUACCGGCCUGUUCCGUGGCGCCGAUUCAAAGCCAAAGCGCACCUGCAACGCCAAUGCGACCACGAUCACUUUAUACAGCGCACAGUUAUCAUGCGCAGACCGAGGAUGCUAAUUUUCAACGGUACAAUGAAUUUUCCAAGUACUUCGAAACACCACCAGCGGACCAAUGGAGCGGUAUAACGGGUGCAACUACUUAUUCGAGUUCAGCGGCGAUUUGGAGACAGCCAAGAACUCCUAAAACAAUGGCCACUCCGUAUUACACGACGGAGGAGGCCUGCCUUUAUACAGAAAAUUGGAGAGAACACGAGACCGAUGCAACUGCAGGAGGUGCUGUUGCCACGCCACAUGGUACCAUUUCCCUGAGACUUCGCAAUAGGAUCCGAGUUGACAUGACGGUCGAUCGUGCUGUAAGAGUGAUCAAUUUUAAGGACUUUUCAUUAAGUGUUUUUUACUCCGGCUCGCGACAUGGAUCGUCGUGUUUGCAAGAAGCAGCCACAGCUUUGGGAGCUGCUCAAUAUUGGAUGACGGAUGAAGGUGUUGAAAACUGGAUCAUAAAUAAUGUCAGAAUUUCUCAGACUCCAGAUGGUCUUGUCAGAAUUGCACGUAAUAGCAACAAGUAUCAGCUACGAACGUCACCUAGCAAUGGAACAGCAUCCCUGACAACUCCGUUUCUACAUUGCACAGCAUCGUUGGGUCAAACGUCUCAUCUAUUUGUACGUCGAGGAGAACGGCGCAUGCAUUACGAUGGAACAAGUUUUAUUGUGCGCAAUGCAGGACACAGUGCUGGAUUUGAUGACAAUGACCAGUUAAAAGUCUAUUGAAAAGUUCAAAUAUCUAUUAGAUAUUGCCAUAAGAUUAUAUUUUUUAAUUACAAACGUGUGUGUGUGUGUGUGAGUGUGUGUGUGUACAUGGGCGGGCGCGCGCGCAUGUGUGGCAUAGUCAACAAUUAAAUAUAUUUAUCGCUAAAAGCCGCUUGAUGAGUAACAUCAAAGGAGAUUUUAUAAUAAAAAAGCAAUAUACUAUUUUAUAUACACAAACUACAUAUAUAUAUAUAUAUAUACACAUAUAUAAAUAUGUAUGUAUAUUUGUCUAUAUAAUUAUAAUUAUGCUAUAAAAAAGAUCAGACAAAAGCACUGCAGGUUAUUGUGUAACCAACUUUUUUAAGUUUAGAAAUUUAAUUGAAUUGCAUUUCCAACGCACGUUUAGGAAUUUAAUUUAAUCGCUUUAAUGUCCAUAGGCCAUAACAUGUGACAUUAUCUCUAAAAAUAUGAAAUCUUGUCAUAUUCAAGCAGAAGCUAAAAUUGUUAAAUUUGCAAUAAUUAACAUUUUCCAUAAGUCAUGUUCUUUACUGAUAUUUUGUGUGCUUAAUAAUAAAUGUGUAAAAAGCUACAUAU
Molecule: messenger RNA, 1473 nt
Organism: Vespula vulgaris
Lineage: Eukaryota; Metazoa; Arthropoda; Insecta; Hymenoptera; Vespidae
Exons: 4
Coding region: 1-900 (299 amino acids)
Source: RefSeq, a predicted model, not a curated record